AUGGCCGAGUUCUUCAAGCGUAUGCGAUUUGGACCUCCUCCAUACGACGACGCCCACAAAGACGACAGUUCUUACGCUCUGCUUGUCGGCUGUGAACCAGAAGAUAACUUCGCCUUCUACGAAAAGAAAGAACCAGAAGUUGGACUCAGCGAUGAAGUUUCGACUACUGCAGCGACCGUCAGAAACACCGAGGCCGGCAAAAGCGAAGAGAGCGCGACCGGAAAAGAGGAAGAGGAUGCAAUCCCGACAGAAGAAGAUAGCGAGGCCGAAGAAGAUAUGAGUGAGGCCGCAAUGCGAUACUUCGAGGGUCUCCAGUCCAACUCAGAACCCGAAGACUUUAUGGACAUGAGAAUGAAUCUCAUCUACGAGUGCAUCGACUCAUACUUCAAUCUCUUCCUCGAGCCCAAGUUCUCGUAG
Messenger RNA from Alternaria ethzedia, 417 nucleotides. RefSeq lists its product as uncharacterized. The transcript is spliced from 3 exons. The record is from RefSeq and is a predicted model, not a curated record. Bases 1 to 417 code for a protein of 138 amino acids. NCBI's taxonomy places the organism in Eukaryota, Fungi, Ascomycota, Dothideomycetes, Pleosporales, Pleosporaceae.